GGAGGCUGGCUGGGAGGCUGGCUGGGAGGGACGUCCUAGCUUGUCGGCGCCUGCGGGCUGCUGCAGGCUCUUCCCGGGCGUGUAGUCCAGGUGGCCGGGCGUGUAGUCCAGGUGGCCGCGCGUGGUGGCCCGCGGGGCUUUGAGCGGGCGGGGCCCUACACCAGCGAUAGCUUUAAGGGGAGGAGUACUCGUCAGGGACAACACUGUGCGGGUUAAUUUGGGAAGUGAUGGUUAAAGGUCCUGGCUUGAGACUCAUUUGUGUUGUUAAUUUGGAUGGGGGUAGAGAUGGAAGCUGCUCCAGUUAACACUGAGUUCUGUCUGGAGAGGUAAAGACACUUGAAUUGUAGGUACUGAUUUGGUUCCGCUAUGGGGGCUUUAUUUUGGUCCCGUGUGCUUCCGUUUGAGCAGUCGGUGGUGGAAUUACUAAUUUUUAAGAGCAUCAGAGUUAUUUGAAAACGGUGGUGAAGGGAGCAGAAUGAGAGGAAAAGGGAGGAAUUCCUUUUUUACCUCGAGGAGUUUCAUUUCUAGAUCGUGGCAAAAGAGAAGGAAAACAAAUCAAGGUGAACUGAAGAAAAUGAGUCUUUCCCCAGAGGAGAUAGAAGAUGGGGAAGAUGAGACGUCAGAAGAUAAGGACAAUGGCAGUAGAGGUGAGGUUGAUGUCCCUCAGAAAAAUGGUAGGAAGAUUACUACUGCUCCAGGAAAUAAAAUCGAGAAAAAAAAGUUUCUGGCUCCCACGUUUGCUGAGAAAUUAAUAUCACCAUGCAGGGGCCAAGUUGCCGAAAGACAGGAGGAGUGCCAUGCUCGAGAACCAUGAGAAGAGACAUGAGAACCCUGAGGAGGAUGAAGAGCCUAUGAAGAAAGCACCUGAUAAACAGAAGGAGGAAAUGACCAAACAGAAGGCUUCCCCUGAAACCAAAAAUCAGAAAUUAGAAGCUAAACCACCUGUAAGUUUCAAACUAUUUGUUGGAAACCUGAACUUCAACAAAACUGUUGCUGAACUAAAAACUGGUCUUAGUGAACUUUUUGCUAAAAAUGACGUCGCAGUCGUUGGUGUCAGAGUUGGCUUGUCCAGGAUUGCCUCUAUUGACUUCAAGUCACAGGCCGAUGCAGAGAGAGCCUUGGAAGAGAAGCAAGGAACAGAGAUUGGUGGGCUUGCUGUAGUUCUGAACCUUGUCAGAGCAAAAAUCCAAGGCCAAGAUGAGAGAGACAGAAAAAAGUGCAACUGGAGAAUGGGAAAACGAAAGUUAGAACAAGAAAACCAUGCACUUGAAGAAAAAUGGGAGAGAGCUUAUUUCUUUGUGGAGGUAAAAGAACGUUCCUGCAUGUUUAAUAUGCAAAGUCUGUCUGUGUCAAGAGAAUGUGACCUAAGACACCGUUAUGAAAGCAACCAUCGUAGGAACCAUGAUGGAUUUACAGAAAAGAUGUGUGAUAGAAAAUUCAACGAACUGAAAAAAAGACUGAAAUUUCAACAUGAUUUGCUUUUGAAUGUGAAUAAAAUAAGUGAUGCUGCUAUGAAAUGUAGUUACAUAUUAAGUGAGAAAAUUGCCCAGGCAGCCAAACCUUUUGCAGGUGGUGAGUUUAUCAAGGGCUGUCUGUUGAGUGCAGCAGAAAUCAUGUGCCCUGAACAGAGACAAGCGUUUGCCAACAUAAGACUAACUGGUAGUGUUGUUGCCCAGCAUGUUGACAACAUGACUGAGAACUUGCAGGACAAGUUGCAAGAAAAAGCUGAAUCAUUUGUGGCUUUUUCCAUUGCAGCUCAGGAAGGAGUGGAUGGAAAUAACGACCCCCACGUAGGUGUAUUUAUUCGUGGUGGCAAUGAAACUUUUGAUGUGACCGAAGAUCUUCUGGACAUGGUCCCCAUAACAGGCACAACAUCAGGAAAUGAAUUAGUUUUACAUGUUGAGAAAAGUCUUAAAACAUUUAACGUGGACUGGUCAAAAUUGGUGAGUAUUAGCACAGAUGGUGACUCUGCGAUGGUUGGUGUUAACUAGUUGCAAAACUGAAAUCUAAAGUAUCAGGGCUGGGCUUCCCUGGUGGCACAGUGGUUAAGAAUCCGCCUGCCGAUGCAGGGGACACGGGUUCGAGCACUGGUCCAGGAAGAUUCCAUGUGCCGUGGAGCAACUAAGCCCGUGCGCCACAACUACUGAGCCUGCGCUCUAGAGCCCGCGUGCCACAACUACUGAAGCACGCACGCUUAGAGCCCAUGCUUCACAACAAGAGAAGCCAGUGCAAUGAGAAGCCUGCACACCGCAAUGAAGAGUAGCCCCCGCUCACUGCAACUAGAGAAAGCCCGCAUGCAGCAACGAAGACCCAAUGCAGCCAAAAAUAAAUAAAAUAAAUAAAUUUAUUAAAAAAAUAAAAAAUAAAAAAAUAAAGUGUCAGAGCUUUGCCAAGACACAGAACUUAAGUCUGUGCACGGCCUCAUUCUCCAGGAAUCACUUUGUGCUAAAAGGUUAAAAAUGGUAGUUAAAAAACUACCGUGUCAUGGACAUAGUAGUUUAUACCAUAAUCUAGAUACGCUCCCAUGGCUCAGACCA
This is a messenger RNA of Balaenoptera ricei (Rice's whale), 2537 nucleotides long. RefSeq names its product nucleolin-like. The transcript is spliced from 7 exons. Gene Ontology annotation, cellular component: nucleus. NCBI's taxonomy places the organism in Eukaryota, Metazoa, Chordata, Mammalia, Artiodactyla, Balaenopteridae. The record is from RefSeq and is a predicted model, not a curated record. The coding region runs from base 798 to 1991 and encodes 397 amino acids. Gene Ontology annotation, molecular function: RNA binding.